AUGAAAGUAAAAAAUAAAAAUACAAAAAGAGAGAAAAUUAAAAAGAAGUUAGAAAAGUUGUUAGAAGUGUUUUCUUCAAGUUCAUCAAGCGAAAGUGAAUCGGACACCUCGGCAAGUUUAUCGAGGAAAAGACGGCGUAUUAUAUCAGAAUCAGAUUCAGAUUGUGAUGAGGAAGAAAAUACGACGCAAACUAAACAUUCAGAAUAUGCACAUAUUUUGGGUGUUAAUCCAGAACGAGAAAAUCCUAAAGGAACGCCUAUAAAUAAAGAAAUUGUUUUACGGUGGACAAGUUAUUUAACUGAAGGAUUAAAUAACGACACUAAACAGGAAUUAAAGAAAAAAUGGGCCGUACCGGAAGAUUUUCCUAUUUUAAAUGCUCCAAAAAUAAAUCCGGAAAUUCAGCUGUUACUUAAUAGUACAGAAAUUACUAGAGACUCCAUAUUUUCCCAUAUACAAAAUGAGAUUGGCCUUGGUUUAUCGGCUAUGGGCACAGCCUUAAAUAAAAUAUUGGAUAAUGACCUAUCCAAUAUCAAAGACGAUGUUUUGCCCGGCCUGAUAGAUUCUGCAAAACUAUUUGCACAGGCGCAUUUUUUAUUAACUCAGCACCGAAAACAUCAAAUAUACCCAACAUUAAAUACACCUAUGCAAAAAGUUGCAAGAGAAUGUCAUUCAGAUAGUGUGUUAUUUGGUAAAGACUUUGCUGAAAAAUGUAAAUCAGCGACAGUCAUAAAAAGUCUAAUAUGGAGUUAAAAGCUUCAUCGAAACCUGCAGAUUCCGUGCGACCAAACCAAUUUAGGAAUGAUUUAAACUGGAAGCGCCCGUUCACCAAAGCUCGGUUCAAACAAGGCGUCAAAAACCCGAGAAAUCAGGGGGGGAGCGCACAGGAACGUCCUCAGUGGAACCAGCCGAAUCAUCGCAAGGGGUCAUACUACCAAGCUCGUCAACGCAACUACAAUCCCUAAAGGU
Messenger RNA from Psylliodes chrysocephalus, 966 nucleotides. The record is from the annotation of a GenBank genome assembly. Lineage: Eukaryota; Metazoa; Arthropoda; Insecta; Coleoptera; Chrysomelidae.